Messenger RNA from Eriocheir sinensis (Chinese mitten crab), 1101 nucleotides. RefSeq lists its product as uncharacterized. The record is from RefSeq and is a predicted model, not a curated record. Bases 1 to 1101 code for a protein of 366 amino acids. The transcript is spliced from 8 exons. Gene Ontology annotation, molecular function: ligand-gated monoatomic ion channel activity. NCBI's taxonomy places the organism in Eukaryota, Metazoa, Arthropoda, Malacostraca, Decapoda, Varunidae. Gene Ontology annotation, cellular component: membrane.
AUGUACCGUCUGGUCUCUUGUCCACUCCAUGUUCUUGAAUUCCUGUGGGGUAGCGUAGCACUGACGCCCAUCGCUGUUGACUCGUGGCUGCCCUCGCUGUUGGGCUGGGAACGCCUGGUGCUGGGGUCAUGGAUGCUAGCCAUGCUUGUUGUGACUCAGAGCUAUACGGGAAACCUCAUGUCCCUGCUGGCGGUGCGCUACAUCCCGAUGCCGCUCCAGACGCUGCGUGCUCUGCUAGAUGACGUCGCCACCACAAUGAUCUGGGAGCACGACACCGCUUACGUCGACAACUUCCGUACAGCGGAAAUGGGCAUCAUGCUGGAAGUGAAGCAAGCCGAGGCGGCGGGCAGGAUCAAGUACGUUUUGGCGACGGAGUACCUCGAAACCUUGCAACAGUUAGUGCGACCAGGGACUCAUGCUUUCGUAGGCGAGGACCUCACCGAGCGGGUGCUCAUGGCUCAGCAGUUCUCACAGACAGGCCGAUGUGACUUCUACACGUCGCGAGAGUCCUUCAUGUCCUUCCUUUACUGCAUGAUCGGCCCCAAGCACAGCCCCCUCGUGCAGAGCAUCAGCAAACGUAUUACCUGGAUCACAGAGGCGGGACUCUAUCACCACUGGAUGAACAGCGUCACAUCUAACUCCACCAUGUGUCAGCGGCCUCCUACCAAGAUCACCGUCAGGACCUCCCUUUCGCUGAGGAACGUAUGGGCACCCUCUGUGUCCCCCCCCCCCCCAGGCACCUACCUUCUGUGCCCCCUGAGCUGCUUUCAGCGUCACACCACGCGCCCCUCUGGCGUUCCUCUCAGCGCUCGACCCCCCACCCCAACCCCACCACCUUGCCACAACCCUGGUACGGCGAGUGAGCACGUUGCCUUCUUGAACACUGUGGUUCGCUCCCUGAGCCACUGUGGCCCCUGGCACGAGCCAGCGCCCCUCACUCGUCACGAACUGCUGUGGCCCCUCUUACCCUCAGCGCUGCUCCACCUUCACGACUGCCGCUCUAAUACCAAGUUCCUCAUCGACACCGGCGUUGACAUUACAGUUCAUCUUGACGACAUACCGAAGAUUGCCGUCAUCACGCCCUUCGGUCUUUUUGAGUAA